CGGGUCUUUAAUUUAAUCAAAAAAUGCAGUAAAAAGGCUUUAAACAAUUGCAAAAACCACACAAAAUGGCUACUCAAAAGCCUGGCGAGUGGGCAAGUGCUCUACUGGCGCGCUUCGAAGAUCAGCUGCCGAACCGUAUCGGUGCUUAUGGGACACAAGCACGUAUGAGCCAGGACCAACUGGUGGCAUGCCUUAUCCACAUAUCGCGCUACCGCUUCUCGCUGGUCAUUUCAGGCCUAACAAAAAUGCUCCAGCGCGUCAACGAGGCUGCACUACAAAACCGAUACGAGCCAGAACGUUGCUAUUUCGAAUCUCUGGUCAUCAUACUGACCACCCUCGAGCGGUGUCUUACCAAUCAGACCAAGGACACGGCCCGCUUUGAGGAGGCCAUGAAUGUGAAGCUGCUGCUGCGUGAAAUCUCACAAUUUGUGGACGUGCAGAGCGACAGUAACCCGAAUGCAGCCCAAUUGAAGGCCCUGGCCUCCAAGGUGCUCUUUGCCCUGUCCCAAAAUCACUUCUCGGCUGUUUUCAAUCGCAUCUCGGCAAGGAUUCAGGAGCUAACAUCAUGCUCGGAGGAAAAUCCCGAUUACAAUGACAUCGAAUUGAUACAACACAUCGAUAUGGAUAUGAUUAAACUUACCAAGCUACUACAAGAAACCAUUACAAAGUUUCGCUCAAAGCGCGCUCCACCUUUGAUUUUACUUUACUCCCUGGAGAAGGCCAUUUGGAACUGGAUUGAGUAUCACCCACAGGAGUUCCAGGACCUGCAGCGAGGCACCAAUCGAGAUAUAUCCACUUGCUGGGAGCCACUGCUGGACUUCGUGGAGUAUUUCAAGACCGAAAAUAAGAAAAGCAAGACCAUGGUCUGGCCCCUGCAAAUGUUGCUGUUGAUAUUGAAUCCCUCCAGCCUGGAGGCCACCGUCAACGAGCUGCAGCAGUCGGAAAAGGAGAAAGAGAAGGAAAAGGUGCCUUCAAAGUCCACACAGUCGGCAUCGCGGGACAAGGACAAGGACUUUUCGGCCAGGCAGUUUAUCGAGAGCAUCAAGCGGGGCUUGGGUCAGCAUUCGCCAUCGAAACAGGUCACAGAAUCCUCGGCAAUUGCCUGUGUAAAGCUUUGCAAAGCCUCCACGUACAUCAAUAUCACGGACUCCAACAAUGUGGUCUUCAAGCUGGUGCAAUACUUCAUCAACGAUCUGAAAGCGUUGCUGUUUAACCCGGCCAAGCCGUUCUCCCGCGGCCAGGGCUAUAACUUUGCCGACAUCGAGUUAAUGAUCGACUGCUGGGUGUCCUGUUUCCGCAUCAGUCCGCACAACAUUGAGGCUCUGAAGGUGUGCCUGAAUCUAUCCUCGCCGCAAGCCUAUCAUUUUGUUAUUGUGUGCUCGCUGUUGAGAUUGGCCCACAUCUAUGUGGAUUUCCGACUGCAAAACAAGAAUCCCUUCCGCAUUGUCAACCAGCCCCGUCUGUCCUGGUGGCCACAGACCGAAGUCGUCCACUAUCGGUCUGCGGAGCUGCGUGCUUUGUUUACGGAUACCCUAAAUAAGGCCACCCAAGGGUACAUAGCCCACACGCCAUUGCGCUACAUUACCUCCCUGACGCUCAAGUCCAAGGACACGCAAAAGGGGCUGACACGCGCCGAGGAGGGACCGGCCCACAAGAUGCUAUUGCUGCUGCUUGUGCGACUGAUACACGCUGAUCCCACGCUGCUGCUGAAUACCCAAGGAAAAGUGGCCCAUGAGGUACAAAGCUCUACUCUAGAGCUAAUCAACGGUUUGGUGAGCCUAGUGCAUCAAACGACAAUGCCAGAUGUGGCACAGGAGGCCAUGGAAGCCCUGCUGGCCCUGCACGCACCAGAGAAAAUAGAAGUCUGGAAUCCCGAGGCGCCCAUCAACACAUUCUGGGACGUGAGCUCUCAGGUGCUGUUCUCCAUUUCUCAGAAGCUAAUCCAGCACCAAAUUGCCAACUAUACGGAUGUGCUGAAGUGGCUGCGCGAGAUACUGAUCUGCCGCAACACUUUCCUGCAGCGGCACAAGGACUAUGCUCAUGUGGGGAGCCAGAUAGCCAUCUGCAAGCAGGCACAUAUCAAAAUGGAGGUGGUGUUCUUCAUGUAUUUGUGGAGCGUGGACUUGGAUGCAGUGCUGACAUCGCUCUCCUGCUUUGGGCUGCUCUGCGAGGAGGCAGAGAUAUGCUGCAGCUCCGACGAACUGACAGUGGGCUUCAUUAUGCCCAACUAUCACAUCUACCAGGAGCUGGCACAGUUGUCCACUUCUGCAACGGAUACUCGCAUUUGCUUCUUUGACAACACACAUGGCAAUGUGCUGAGUCGCCUCACACUCCAGAAACGCAUCAUGACGCUGCUGCGCAAGAUCGAGCACUGUGUCCAUGGCGUCCAGCCCGCCUGGGAGGAGACCUUUCGCAACUGGGAAGUGUCCAGCAAGGUCCUGCAGACCUAUCCCAAAUGCAAGGGCGAAGAUGGCCAGGCGGAGGUCUUCCAUCGGGGAAUGGGAAAGCGUAGGGCGAGCCAUCAGAGCUCCGAGCACGAUCUGGAGGAACAAAUCAACGAAUGGGCAAACAUGACGUGGUUCCUGUUGGCCCUGGGCGGCGUUUGCCUGCACAAACGCUGCAGCAGCCGUCAGACACUGCUGCAGCAGUCCCAGAAUAAUGCCUCCUUGGGCUCGUUGGCUCAGACCUCGCUGUACUCGAGCUCCACAAGCUCCGGGCAUGGCUCACUGCACCCCAGCACUGUAUCCCUAUCGACGCUACCACCAGCCCCGCCACAGGAUGUCAGCUAUUGCCCCGUGACGCAGUUCAUUGGACAACUGCUGCGUCUGCUGGUUUGCAGCAACGAGAAGAUCGGCCUCAACAUCCAGAAGAAUGUGAAGGAGCUGGUGGGUGAGGAAAUGUCCACCCAGCUGUAUCCCAUACUCUUCGAUCAGAUCAGGGCCAUUGUGGAGAAGUUCUUCGACCAGCAGGGCCAAGUGAAUGUCAAUGUGACGGACAUCAAUACGCAGUUUAUUGAGCACACGAUCUACAUCAUGAAGUCGAUACUGGAUCCCAAGGCCAGCAAGGACCCAAACAACGAACAACCCUCGCCCUCGGAGCACUUGGGGGUGACGAGCAUCGAGGGCAUGAUGCUGGGCAUCGUGCGGUAUGUACGCCAUCUGGACAUGACCGUUUAUGCAAUUCGAGUGAAGACAAAACUCUGCCAGCUGGUGGAGGUGAUGAUGAAGCGACGCGACGAUCUGGCCUUCCGCCAGGAGAUGAAGUUCCGAAACAAGCUGGUGGAGUACCUGACCGACUGGGUGAUGGGCACAUCCCAUCAGAUCGCACCGCCCAGCUCGGCGGAUGCGGCCAUUUUGACCAACACAUCGCUGAUCUUCCGAGACCUGGAUCAGGCAUGCAUGGAGGCGGUGGCCGCUCUGCUCCGUGGCCUGCCACUGCAGCCCGAGGAAUCGGAUCGUGGCGAUCUAAUGGAUGCCAAGAGUGCGCUCUUUUUGAAGUAUUUUACGUUGUUCAUGAACCUCUUGAACGACUGCAUCGACAGCUCGGAGGCGGAAAAGGAGCUAAACAACACACCGUUGUUGCCGCCACGGCCACGAAUGGCAGCCGGUAAACUGACGGCCCUGAGAAAUGCCACCAUACAGGCCAUGUCGAAUCUGCUGGGUGCCAACAUAGACUCUGGAUUGAUGCACUCGAUUGACCUGGGCUACAAUCCCGAUCUGCAGACGCGAGCCGCCUUCAUGGAGGUACUCACACAAAUCCUGCAGCAGGGCACAGAGUUCGACACUCUGGCCGAAACGGUGCUGGCCGAUCGCUUCGAGCAGUUGGUGCAGCUGGUGACGAUGAUCAGCGACAAGGGAGAGCUGCCCAUUGCCAUGGCACUGGCCAAUGUGGUUACCACUUCCCAAAUGGAUGAACUGGCGCGGGUUCUGGUCACCCUGUUCGAUGCCAAGCACUUGCUGUCGCCCCUGCUGUGGAACAUGUUCUACCGCGAGGUGGAGGUCUCCGACUGCAUGCAGACGCUCUUUCGUGGCAACUCUCUGGGCAGCAAGAUCAUGGCAUUUUGCUUCAAGAUCUAUGGUGCCAGCUAUCUGCAAAUGCUGUUGGAGCCACUCAUUCGUCCGCUGCUGGACGAACAGGAGGAGACCUGCUUCGAGGUGGACCCGGCCCGACUGGAGGCUGGAGAGGAUAUCGAACAGCAUCGCGACAAUUUGAUAGCCCUAACGCAGAAGGUUUUUGAUGCCAUAACUAACUCUUCGGAUCGCUUUCCACCCCAGCUGCGGUCGAUGUGCCAUUGCCUGUACCAGGUGCUGAGCAAACGUUUCCCGAAUCUGCUGCAAAACAAUAUUGGGGCCGUGGGCACAGUCAUCUUUCUGCGCUUCAUAAACCCCGCCAUAGUUUCCCCUCAGGAAUUGGGCAUUGUUGAUAAGCAGGUCCACAGCUCGGCCAAGCGCGGUCUCAUGCUGAUGUCGAAGAUCCUGCAGAAUAUUGCCAAUCAUGUAGAGUUCUCCAAGGAGCAGCACAUGCUGUGCUUCAACGAUUUCCUGCGCGAUCACUUCGAGGCGGGUCGUCGUUUCUUCAUACAGAUAGCCUCCGAUUGCGAGACCGUGGAUCAGACAUCGCACAGCAUGAGCUUCAUUUCGGAUGCGAAUGUUUUGGCACUGCAUCGACUUCUGUGGACGCAUCAGGAGAAGAUUGGCGACUAUCUCUCCAGCAGUCGCGAUCACAAGGCUGUGGGCAGGCGACCCUUUGAUAAAAUGGCCACUCUGUUGGCCUACCUCGGGCCACCAGAGCACAAGCCCGUGGAUUCGCACAUGAUGUUCAGUUCGUACGCACGCUGGAGCUCCAUCGAUAUGUCGUCCACGAAUUUCGAGGAGAUCAUGGUCAAGCAUCAGAUGCACGAGAAGGAGGAGUUCAAGACACUCAAGUCCAUGAAUAUAUUCUACCAGGCGGGUACCAGCAAAUCGGGCUAUCCCGUGUUCUACUAUAUAGCCAGGCGAUACAAGAUUGGUGAGACAAACGGGGAUCUACUGAUCUACCAUGUCAUACUCACAUUGAAGCCCUUCUGCCACUCUCCCUUCGAGGUGGUGAUUGAUUUUACACACACCUGCUCGGACAACCGCUUCCGCACAGAGUUCCUGCAGAAGUGGUUCUAUGUGCUGCCGACUGUUGCCUACGAGAAUGUCCAUGCGGUGUACAUAUACAACUGCAACUCGUGGGUGCGCGAGUAUACAAAGUUCCACGAUCGCAUUCUGGCCCCACUCAAAGGGAAUCGCAAGCUCAUGUUCCUGGAGUCACCGAACAAGCUCACGGACUACAUUGAUGCCGAGCAGCAGAAGCUGCCGGGAGCCACACUCUCGCUGGAUGAGGAUCUCAAGGUGUUUAGCAAUGCCCUGAAGCUGAGCCACAAGGACACCAAGGUGGCCAUUAAAGUGGGUCCCACCGCACUGCAGAUCACGUCGGCGGAAAAGACCAAAGUGUUGGCCCACUCGGUGCUCCUGAAUGAUGUCUACUAUGCCUCGGAAAUAGAGGAGGUGUGCCUGGUGGACGACAAUCAGUUCACGCUUUCGAUAACCAACGAAAGCGGCCAGUUGAGUUUCAUACACAAUGACUGCGACAACAUUGUCCAGGCCAUUAUCCACAUACGGAACCGCUGGGAGCUGAGCCAGCCGGAUUCGGUGACAGUACACCAGAAGAUCAGACCGAAGGACGUGCCGGGUACACUCCUGAAUAUGGCACUGCUAAAUCUGGGCUCGUGCGAUCCCAAUCUACGGACAGCUGCCUACAACCUGCUGUGUGCUCUGACAGCCACCUUUGACCUGAAGAUUGAGGGGCAGCUGCUAGAAACGCAGGGACUGUGCAUACCUUCGAACAAUACCAUCUUCAUCAAGUCGGUCAGCGAGAAACUAGCCACCAAUGAGCCGCAUUUGACACUGGAGUUCCUCGAAGAGUCCAUCCAGGGCUUCCAGCGCAGCACCAUCGAGCUGAAGCACUUGUGUUUGGAGUACAUGACGCCCUGGCUGAAGAAUCUGGUCAAGUUCUGCAAAUCCAACGACGAUGCCAAGAAGCUGAAGGUAUCCCAGAUCCUGGACAAGCUGAUCAACCUGACCAUCGACCAGAAGGAAAUGUACCCAUCGGUGCAGGCCAAGAUCUGGGGCUCCAUUGGUCAGAUACCAGAGCUCAUCGAUAUGGUUUUGGAUAAUUUCCUGCACAAAUCGAUCACGUAUGGGUUGGGGUCGCCCCAGGUGGAGAUUAUGGCCGACACGGCGGUGGCCCUGGCCUCGGCCAACGUUCAGUUGGUGUCCAAGAAGGUGAUCACGCGCAUGUGUCGCGUGAUGGAUAAGUCGUGCACGAAUCCCACUCAGUAUCUGGAGCAGCACAUGAUGUGGGACGACAUAGCCAUACUGGGACGCUAUCUACUAAUGUUGUCCUUCAACAACUGCCUAGACGUGGCCACUUCGGUGCCAUAUCUGUUCCACACGAUCACGUUUCUGGUCUGCUCUGGAUCCCUGUCGAUGAGGGCCUCCACCCAUGGCCUGGUGAUCAAUAUCAUUCACUCGCUGUGCACCUGCACAAAUCCCUCCUUCUCGGAGGAGGCCCAGCGGGUGUUGCGGCUCUCACUGGACGAGUUCUCGCUGCCCAAAUUCUACUUACUCUUCGGCAUCAGCAAGGUCAAGUCGGCGGCAGUGACCGCCUUCCGGUCAAGCUGCCGCCAUCCCACGGACAAGUGGCUCGGCAAUGAGCGCGUCACGCAGCCAUUGCCUGCGGAUCGGGAACGACUGUCGCUGCCCUCGCUGGAGGUCAUUACGGAUGCCCUGCUUGAGAUAAUGGAGGCCUGUAUGCGCGAUGUCCCCGAUUGCGAAUGGCUGCAAACUUGGACCUCGCUGGCCCGCAGCUUUGCCUUCUGCUACAAUCCGGCUCUGCAGCCGCGUGCCCUCAUCGUCUAUGGCUGCAUCAGCAAGAGUGUGACGGAUCACGAGGUGAAGCAAUUGCUGCGUAUUCUGGUCAAGGCUCUGGAAUCGUUUAAUGAUCUAAUCCUAAUCGAGGCAUUGGUCAUGUGCCUGACGCGCAUUCAACCACUGCUGCGACCCGAAUCGCCCAUCCAUCGAGCCCUUUUCUGGGUGGCCAUCUCAGUGCUACAGUUGGACGAGAUUACCCUCUAUGGAGCUGGGCUGGCACUGCUCGAACAGAACCUGCACACGCUCAAGUCUCAGGGAUGUUUUGACAAGAAGGAAACCAUAGCCGAGGUCAUGAUGAAGACUCGCGAGAAGCUCGAGUGGCACUUCAAACAGCUGGACCAUGCCGUAGGACUUUCAUUCCGUAGCAACUUUCACUUUGCCCUAGUCGGGCAUUUGAUAAAGGGCUUCCGUCAUCCCACACCGACCACAGUAUCGCGGACAUCACGUGUUCUGACCAUGCUGCUGGGCAUCAUAGCCAAGCCCCUGCACCGCGACAAGUUCGAGGUGACGCCCGACAGUGUGGCCUAUCUGACAGCUCUUGUGGCUGUGUCCGAGGAAGUGCGCUCCCGCUGUCAUGUGAAGCAUGCCCUGCCACGCUGGCCGGCCGACCUCAGUGGCAGCGUGGAGAAUGCGGAAUUGUCCAAUGGAGGAGUUCAGGCUAUUGGCCAGCCCUUGUCGCGACGACAAAAGAGUUGGGACAUACUCGAUCAGUCCGCCCUGCAGUUUGCCCGCCAGCACAAGGUUCCCACUCUACAGAAUGCGAGGGUUUUAUUCAAAACUCAGCGCUCAUUCUCGGUGCCAACAACCAAAGAUCCGAACAAUGCCACCGGCAUCGAAGAACGUCAGGAACGCGGCUCACGCUCUUCGGUAUCCAACGAGUCGAAUGUCCUACUUGAUCCCGAAGUUCUACCCGAUUUAUCCAUCCAAGCCUUGGUCCUCACUGUGCUAGCCACCUUGGUCAAGUACUCGUCGGAUGAGGGAGAAACUCGCGUAUUGUACCAGUAUUUAGCCGAAGGAUCUGUGGUCUUUCCCAAAGUGUUUCCAGUCAUCCAUUCGUUGCUGGACCAAAAGAUCAACAAUAUAUUGUCAGUGUCGCACGAUCAGGUUGUGCUCAACUCUGUGCAGAACAUUAUCCAGAAUAUGCUGGCCAGCGAAGAUCCCUCCCAGCAGCAGCUGCACUUCUUGCAGAGCUGCGGAUUUGGCGGACUUUGGCGCUUUGCUGGUCCAUUUACCAAGUACAACAUGAUGGGUGAAUCCUCAGAGCUCUUCGUCAACUGCUUGGAAGCCAUGGUUGAGACGUGCUUGCCGGGCGAUGAAACUGCACCAGUACCACCCUCGCCGCGUCCCUACAACCUGAGCUCCAGCUUGAGCAGCCUGACCUUGGGGUCGCCCACGGAUAAAGCUGCAUGAAUAACAACUACAGACCCGCGCACUAGACGUACCACACUUGUCGCAAGAGUAAUCCGUUUCCUAAAUCUGUUUAAAAAGUGCUUUUAGAGAAAGGGAAAACAAAACCCCUGCCCCCCACAGAAAGUCGUACAAAAAGCUAUAGAGUGUUUAUAUAUUGAUACAUGUAUGUAUAGAAUGUCCAGAGAGAUGUCCAGUCGACCAGAUGUGAGAGCGAUAAGAGAUAAAUGUAAAAAUAUUGUAUAUAUAUAUAUAUAUACAUAUAGAAUGUGUAGAAUGGAUACGGAAUGGAAAGGCCUUCAAUGAAACUGCAAACGCAUAGAUGACGAUGAUAGGAGAGAUGAGUACGAGAAGGAGUAUAUGUAUCAAACGGAAAUAUUUUUUACCGAAUAUCGAUUGUACAAUAUGUACAUUUUUAAAUUUGUAAGGCACGUACACAAAGAUCACCAGUUCCUGAGAAGACGACCACGGCCGAGGCCCAACGGAGUUAACCAAGCAAACAGCAAAAAACAAAAACAACUAUAAAAUCAAACGAAACGAACACGAAAAGAACAUAAAGCUUUAAGAAACUGGCAUGCCCCGACGGGCAUGUCCUCUGAAUUCUUUUGUAUUAUACGAGAAUCUCCCCGCGCUGCAACUGUAUGAAAUGGCAUUUAUUUUUAUUGUAAUUAUUAUUAUUGUUUUCCACCUAAGUUCAUCAUUCAUUAACACCUACCUAUUUAUUUCACCAACAUAUGUUUCUCCAACGAACACCCAAACUAACCGAACAAAAACCCCCUUAUACCUAUGCUAAAAUCACAAACCAGCAGUCCCUUUUAAUUCAAAUUAGUUGUAAGCCAACAAAAACGAUUUUUAAAUCGAAAUAGAGUUGUUAGCGAAAGAACACCACUACGAAUGUUAAACACACUUGUACCUCUUAUUAAACAAUAAACGCAACAAUUUAGACAGUUAAA
Drosophila persimilis is the source of this 9316-nucleotide messenger RNA. RefSeq names its product neurofibromin (gene Nf1). Lineage: Eukaryota; Metazoa; Arthropoda; Insecta; Diptera; Drosophilidae. Gene Ontology annotation, biological process: regulation of GTPase activity. Bases 66 to 8366 code for a protein of 2766 amino acids. The record is from RefSeq and is a predicted model, not a curated record. The transcript has 17 exons.